AUGGGUCUCGUCAAGGUCAUCACGGUAUUUUUUUCUGCUACUCUCUACGUUAGUGGAACUGCCAUCCCCGCGACCAAAUAUUCCAAGGUCAUGAUCAGGGAUGAAGAGGGGUCUGCCUUCGUCGGUGGAACCUUAACUGAUGGUGGGCGGCUCUUGCGUCGAGCCGAGACGGAUUCUGCAGACGACAGUAUGGCAGCAGAAGAGAGAUUUAUCAUGCGAAUCUGGAGAAACUAUGUGAAGAAAUAUGUCGUAGACAUGAAAAACGCAAAGAAGGCUAAAGAGGUGGCAACCCGGCUCCAGCAAUGACGCAGAACAUGAAGAUAGUCAGCAGCUGGGGAUAAUGACAACUUUGUUUUUGAUCGAA
Molecule: messenger RNA, 364 nt
Organism: Phytophthora nicotianae INRA-310
Lineage: Eukaryota; Oomycota; Peronosporomycetes; Peronosporales; Peronosporaceae
Exons: 1
Coding region: 1-306 (101 amino acids)
Source: RefSeq, a predicted model, not a curated record